GAAGCGCUGGCGAGCCACAGGCGCGAGGCGGCGGCGCAGGCGGCGGCGAGGGAGGUGCUGGAGAGGGAGGCGCGGGACCUGCGGGCCCAGCUUGAGGCGUCGCAGAGGCAGCUGGCGCUCCUGUCCCGCCAGCCGCCGCAGCAGCAGCAGCAGCAGCAGCAGCAGCUGCCAGCGCCGCUCCGCUCGCCCCUGCAGGCGGCCGCGACCACGCCCACCUCUGCCGGCAACAAAGUGCCGCGGCUGCCCCUCGACCGCUGCCCUUCCCGCGACCAAGACGCAGCCGAUUCGCCCGCGCGCGCUGCAGCGUCGUACAGAGCCAGCACCGGCGCCGCGCACUUCUCGCCCGCGCUCACGCCGCCGAGCAGCGCGAAGGGUGCAGGCCGCGCCGCCCGUGCGCACACGGCCUCCCGCCACGCGGCCUCCCUCGGCGCCGACACCGGCACGCCGGUGGCCGGCAGUGGCUGGGGCGCCGCCGCGUGCGGGGCGGGCGCAGGCAGCGGCGGCGUGCUGACGCCGCGCGAGCGCGAGUCGGGCAUGGCUACGGCGCGGUCUACGGCGAGCACCUGCUCCCUAGGCGCCGUGACGCCCGCGCCGCAUGGCACGGCGCCCGCGGCCCGCGGUUCGUCGUCUGCGCAGCGCCACGCCGACCGCCUUCAGUCGGCGCGCCUAAGGGCCGCGGGCGUCUUCUCGUCGCCGGCGGCGGCGCCGGGCGCGGCGGGGUCGCCGACGGCGGCGCUCGCCGGGUUCAAGGAGGCGGGCGUGGCGGGCGCGGCGCGGCAGCUGACGGGGGCGGCGAACCGGGGGAGCGCGGGGGGCAAGCCGGCGCGUCUCGGGUCGACUGCGCCCGCAGUGUCAGAAUCCGUGAGCGCCGCGGCGCCGGCGCGGGGCUCGCUGUCGGCGCGGCCCAGCGGCAGCACCUGGGCUUCGAAGUCCGUCUCGGCGGCGGCGCUCAUGGCGCCGGCGGGGGCGUCUGCUGCAGGCGCAUCGCUGCGCGCCAACGGCACCAGGAAAGGGAUUGGCGCAGGGACGGCGUUCCGGGGAUAG
Monoraphidium neglectum is the source of this 1044-nucleotide messenger RNA. RefSeq lists its product as hypothetical. The annotation marks the transcript as partial. The record is from RefSeq and is a predicted model, not a curated record. Lineage: Eukaryota; Viridiplantae; Chlorophyta; Chlorophyceae; Sphaeropleales; Selenastraceae. The transcript has 3 exons.